UUUUUAACUUGGUCUUAUAACACUUUGUCAAAUCUUCUUCAACGCCUCUCUUUCUCUCUCUCCGCCCAUAGAAGAAAGAAAAAUUUGAACAGAGCUUUCUCUCUCUCUCUCUCUCUGCAUCGCUUAGGGUUAUUUUCUUCCCAAUCGGAUCUGAUUGUAUUUUCAAAUCGCAGAUCUCUAAUCUAAUCGUUUUCCUCUGAUUCGAAGAAAGUGAAAACGAGUUUGCUGCUUUCAUGUUUGAAUCUCCACAUUAGUUGGUUUCUAUCAGAUCUCUCAAGUUGGCUCCUCAAAGAAGAUCGCAGCGCCACAUGGGCGGCCAUAUGCAGCAGAGCAACGCUGCGGCCGCGACGGCGCUUUACGAUGCGGCGGGACCCGCGAAUGACGCUGGAGAUGCUGUGAUGGCACGGUGGCUACAAUCCGCUGGAUUGCAGCAUCUCGGGUCUCCCGUUGCUUCCACAGGCAAUAAUGAUCAGCGUCAUCUUCCUAACCUUCUCAUGCAGGGUUAUGGAGCGCAGACUGCUGAAGAGAAGCAGAGACUGUUCAAUUUAAUGAGAAAUCUUAAUUUUAACGGGGAGUCGACUUCCGAAUCGUAUACACCGACUUAUCAGGCAUCAGCAGCUAUGCCUUCCUCGGAAGGAUUUUUUUCACCCGAGUUCAGAGGUGAUUUUGGAGCUGGAUUAAUGGAUCUUCAUGCAAUGGAUGAUACAGAGCUGCUAUCUGAGCAUGUGAUCACCGAACCCUUUGAGCCGUCACCUUUCAUGCCUAGUGUGAAUAAAGAAUUUGAAGAAGAUUUUAAUUUGCCAGCUAAUCGUCAACAACGGCAACAAACAGAUGCUGAACCUUUGGGCUCAUUGCCUAAGAGUGAAAAAGAAAAUACCAGUGUAGCCAAGAUUAAAGUAGUGGUAAGGAAAAGACCCCUAAAUAAGAAAGAAAUAGCUAGAAAGGAGGAGGAUGUCGUGACCGUGUCUGAUAAUUCUUUGACUGUCCAUGAGCCCAAGCUGAAGGUGGAUUUGACAGCUUAUGUGGAAAAUCAUGAGUUCUGCUUUGAUGCUGUUCUAGAUGAGGAUGUUUCAAAUGAUGAGGUGUACCGGGCCACGAUUGAGCCGAUAAUUCCCAUUAUUUUCCAAAGAACAAAGGCUACAUGUUUUGCAUAUGGUCAAACAGGUAGUGGUAAGACAUACACAAUGAAACCACUACCCAUACGAGCUGUUGAAGAUCUAAUGAGGUUGUUGCGUCAACCAGUAUAUAGCAAUCAGAGGUUUAAAUUGUGGCUCAGCUAUUUUGAGAUAUAUGGUGGAAAGCUGUUUGAUCUUCUCAGUGAGAGAAAGAAACUUUGCAUGCGAGAAGAUGGUAGACAACAAGUUUGCAUUGUUGGCCUGCAAGAGUAUGAAGUUUCAGAUGUUCAAAUUGUAAAGGACUUCAUCGAGAAAGGAAAUGCUGAAAGGAGCACUGGGUCUACUGGAGCAAAUGAGGAAUCUUCUAGAUCACAUGCUAUCUUACAGCUUGUUGUAAAGAAGCAUGUUGAGGUAAAAGAAACUAGACGCAAAAACAAUGAUGCCAAGGAAUUGCCUGGGAAAGUUGUUGGGAAGAUUUCUUUCAUUGACCUUGCUGGCAGUGAAAGAGGUGCAGACACCACAGACAAUGACCGCCAAACAAGGAUUGAAGGAGCGGAAAUCAAUAAGAGUCUCUUGGCUCUUAAGGAAUGUAUACGUGCACUGGACAAUGACCAACUACAUAUACCAUUCCGUGGAAGCAAACUAACCGAAGUGCUCCGUGACUCGUUCGUUGGAAACUCAAGAACGGUGAUGAUAUCAUGCAUCUCUCCGAGUGUAGGAUCGUGUGAACAUACCCUCAAUACACUAAGAUAUGCUGAUCGGGUCAAAAGUCUAUCGAAAAGUGGGAACAGCAAGAAAGAUCAAACUGCCAAUUCAAUGCCUCCGGUUAACAAGGAAGCUUUGCUAGCCUCAAACGAUGUGGAAGAUAUCUUUGAGCCUCCACAGGAAGUGAAUGUACAAGAAACAGGGAGGAGGAUCGAGAAAGAAAGCUACGCUACUUCGAGUACUGACUUCAGACAACCUACAAGUUUUCGAGAGGAAAGUGGAAUCCCAUCAAUCUCAAUGGACAAAGGGAGAUCAGAGACGAACAACAAUUCUUUUGGUGGCUCCGCUAGUCAGAGGAACCACUUGUCUUCGUAUCCCCAAGAGACUUCAGACCGUGAAGAGAAAGUGAAGAAAGUGUCACCACCUCGUGGGAAAGGGUUGCGGGAAGAAAAGCCAGACAGAACACAAAACUUGUCUAAAAGAGAUGCCAGGUCAUCGGAUAUACCUACCUUGACAAGCUUUAGACAGAACACAAGCGAAGCUGCUUCAAGGCAGUAUGAAACUGAUACUUCGCUUGAUGAAAACAUUGACGCACUGCUGAAGGAAGAAGAAGCUCUGAUUGCAGCACACAGAAAAGAAAUAGAGGAUACAAUGGAGAUUGUUCGCGAGGAAAUGAAGCUUCUAGCGGAGGUAGACCAACCAGGAAGCAUGAUAGAAAACUACGUAACGCAACUGAGCUUUGUCUUGUCACGGAAAGCAGCGGGGCUUGUCAGUCUCCAAGCGAGGCUAGCUCGGUUCCAACACCGUCUCAAGGAACAAGAGAUACUGAGCCGUAAGAGAGUUCCUCCUCGGUAGUUGGUAGAAGAAAGGAAACUACAGAACGACUUUUGUGUGUGGUGUUGUCAAGUGUGAAAGUUUGCUUGGGACACAAUGAAGAAAGAAAUUGAAAUUUUAGUUUCAGUUUCUGCAAAAAAAUAUGGUGAUCUCUUCUUGAAUCAUGUUUGUGAAUUUAUUUCACUUUAUUUUUUUAAAUCUAUUAUAAAAUUAUACCUUUUGUGUUUCUUAUUUUUCUCUAACUAUCCUUUCUAAAAGUGAGCACAACA
Brassica rapa (field mustard) is the source of this 2923-nucleotide messenger RNA. Its product is annotated as kinesin-like protein KIN-13A. Gene Ontology annotation, biological process: microtubule depolymerization; microtubule-based movement. Gene Ontology annotation, cellular component: microtubule. Gene Ontology annotation, molecular function: ATP binding; microtubule binding; microtubule motor activity. Lineage: Eukaryota; Viridiplantae; Streptophyta; Magnoliopsida; Brassicales; Brassicaceae. The record is from RefSeq and is a predicted model, not a curated record.